This is a messenger RNA of Trichoderma harzianum CBS 226.95, 2349 nucleotides long. RefSeq lists its product as hypothetical. Lineage: Eukaryota; Fungi; Ascomycota; Sordariomycetes; Hypocreales; Hypocreaceae. Gene Ontology annotation, cellular component: fungal-type vacuole membrane. The record is from RefSeq and is a predicted model, not a curated record. Gene Ontology annotation, biological process: intracellular calcium ion homeostasis; calcium ion transmembrane transport. Gene Ontology annotation, molecular function: calcium:proton antiporter activity. Bases 1 to 2349 code for a protein of 782 amino acids. The transcript has 3 exons.
AUGAAGAAGGCCUCAUCCGACCCUGAUAUAGCUACCAAAGGCUCUGAUGUACAGCCCGUAGCUUAUGGACUCUCCGAUCGGCCGGAUACUGAGCUUCGCGACCUGCCGCCCUUGAACGAGCCCGUCGCAGCAACUGCUACAACCGCAGCAACAUCCAAUCCAACCAACCAGACCUCCAACAGCCGCAAUGGCGCUGCCGUGUCUCCCCUCAGCCCUGAUGCGCCCAGCAUCGUCAACAAAAUCCCAGAUGCCAACUUCCUCAAGCCGGCAUCCGCCAAGAAGCGCUUGUCAGCGCCAUCCUCGCAAGAUGAGAGGCAGGGGUCUAUCUUAGGGACCAAGGAAGCAGAAGCAAACGCCUCCACGACCCCCGAUACAGCUAGUUUCGAGAAUGACAACGACAAUGGUGACGAAAAGAAAAAGCGUACCUUUGUCGAGGAAUUCCGUAGAUCCUUCUGGCUGGUCCUCACCCACAGCUGGUUCAAUGUCUUGCUGGUCUUUGUGCCGCUCGGCAUCAUUCUUGCCAACAUCAAUGGCAUUAAUAGUGGCAUCGUCUUUGCCAUGAACUGUAUCGCCGUGAUCCCCCUCGCUGGCCUUCUCAGCUUCGCGACCGAGUCCGUGGCCCUUAAGAUGGGCGACGCCCUUGGCGCCUUGCUUAAUGUGACGUUUGGAAACGCUGUGGAAUUAAUCAUCUUCAUCAUUGCUCUGGUCAAGGAUGAAAUCCGUAUUGUCCAAGCGUCUCUCCUGGGUUCCAUCCUGGCCAACCUGCUGCUCAUUUUGGGCAUGGGCUUCUUCCUUGGUGGACUACGCUUCCGAGAGCAAGUCUACAACAGCACUGUUACUCAAAUGAGUGCCUGUCUUCUCAGUUUGAGUGUCAUCAGUCUUGUCUUGCCUACGGCUUUUCACGCCUCCUUUAACGAUCCUAACUUGGCCGACCGCGAAUCGCUCAAGAUUAGCCGCGGCACUAGCGUUAUUCUGUUACUGGUCUAUGUCAUCUAUCUCCUAUUCCAGCUGAAAUCGCACGCAUAUCUAUAUGAGUCGACUCCUCAGAAUAUCGUCGAUGCCGAGUCCGUUCCGGGCCCCGCUGCAGCUUGGCUGGAUUCUUCAAGCUCAGACUCCAGCUCGUCUCAUAGCUCGGAUUCGGACGACUCCAGUCACUCUCGGGAUACAGUUCGCCGUGCCAUGAGGAAGGUCCUUCGUCAUGGACGCAGAAGAAAGUCGUCUGUUGCCUCCGUGGAAACCAGCGAUUUGCAACCUACUAGGACUUCAUCCUUUGGUACCACAACUACUAGUCCCCAAGAAGAGUCUUCAGAAACUUCUUCUCGUCCACAGUUCCCCCGACUUGGAUCUACCGAGACAAAUGAAGAGGCUGUUGAGGACGAAGAGAGGUCUCACAGGCACAGAAGGCCUAGCAUUCGACACAUGCGCAAGAAGUACAAGAAGCACCGUCGUCACCGCCAUCGUGAUGCAGAGGGCGAUGCUCAGCAGGCAAUCACUGAACGACCGGAACAGAAUUCGCAGAAUCCUCGUGGAGAAGGAGAACCUCGCCGUGUCGACUUUGCUAUCCCCAACGAUCCAGUUGCGGAUAGUGGCAACGAGGCGUCUAAGCGGCCAUUCCCUGCUCUACGCGUCAUGUCUGUCAAGAACCUGGCACCCACUGUCUUUGUCCAGAAGCCCGAGGAGGAUGUUUUAGCUGCCGUCGGGGGUCCUGUUCCUCGUGUUCGUUACGGAAUUCGACGUACCAACUCCCUUCCCGAUAGGCUCAACCAUCAAAUCCGACCUCCCGGCGCCAUGUUGCCAGCCCAAGUGCCCUUGACCGCCUUGACGGCGAACGGCUCUGAAGGGGAAGAAGAUGAAGAACACCUCACCCAGACGGCAGCCAUUAUUCUUCUACUUGUUACAACCGGUCUUGUCGCGGCAUGUGCUGAGUUUCUCAUUGGUUCCAUCGAAGACGUCGUCGCCACGUCGAGCGUCGGCGAAAUCUUUAUCGGUCUCAUCGUCCUACCCAUUGUGGGUAAUGCGGCGGAGCACGUUACUGCGGUGACUGUGGCGAUGAAGAACAAGAUGGAUCUGGCUAUCGGUGUUGCCAUUGGCAGCUCCAUCCAGAUUGCCAUCUUUGUCACGCCCUUGGUCGUUAUCUUGGGCUGGAUCAUGGACAAAGAAAUGACACUGUACUUUACCCUCUUUGAGACGGUGUGUCUCUUUGUGUCGACCUUUAUGGUCAACUUUCUUGUUUUGGAUGGCCGAAGCAACUACCUCGAAGGAGCCCUGCUUUGUGCAGUUUAUUGCAUUAUUGGCGUUGUCGCCUUUUUCUACCCAUCCGAGGCCGAUGCAAACUCGUGGGGCAGCUAG